AUGAAUGGAGCUGUAGAAGCUGCCAACAAAAACAUAAAGAAGAUUCUGAGGAAAAUGAUUGACAAUCAUAAUGGUUGGCACGAGAUGUUGCCAUAUGCUUUGUUGGGUUACAGAAAGACUGUCAGAACGUCGACUGGAGCUACUCCAUAUUUGCUAAGAAUGAUUCGUGCUUUCCACAAGAAAGUAAGAGCCAGGAUAUUUGAAAUUGGUCAAUUGGUUCUCAAACGCAUUUUCCCUCACCAGAAUGAAUAUAAAGAGAAAUUUGCACCAAAUUGGCAAGGACCCUACAUGGUUCGCACAGUAUUAUCUGAAGGUGUCUUGGUUCUGUCGGAGAUGGAUGACAUUGAAUGGCCGAAACCAAUCAACUUAGAUGCUGGCAAGAGAUAUUAUGUGUGA
This is a messenger RNA of Solanum stenotomum, 396 nucleotides long. RefSeq lists its product as uncharacterized. The transcript is spliced from 2 exons. The record is from RefSeq and is a predicted model, not a curated record. Gene Ontology annotation, molecular function: nucleic acid binding. Lineage: Eukaryota; Viridiplantae; Streptophyta; Magnoliopsida; Solanales; Solanaceae. Bases 1 to 396 code for a protein of 131 amino acids.